AUGCUCCUCUCUGGAUUUGCAAACUCGGGCAGUCAAGGCCAGGGCUGGGCGAUGGUCAACCACCACCGCCAAGAACCCACCGAACACAUACCGAAACCGUUGGUGAUGACUGUUACGUCGGCCGCACCCGCGAGUUCGACCGGCACCGGCAAGAUGCCAGGCACGCAAGAUAUCGAAAACUCGCCUUCGGGUGAAGCGCCAUUUGGAACGGGCAAGAAGCAGACGACAAACCAUCGCCGACCAAUGUCCAUUCUGAGCUGUCCCAACUCAAUGACCUCGCCGACCUGCAUGCUGGCCAUUGCAUCCCCCGAUGAGACUACGGAUAUUCGGCCCAUUCCAUGCCACAAGCCUUCGACCGGAAGACGCACCGAGAAACGCGUCGUCAAGGUGAAUUUGCACGCCACUCCGGAUCAAUCGCGCUAUCCAUCGCCGUUCCGCGCCAGGUCGCGCAUUCCCCGAUCCCCAUUGUUUGUCGACAAGGAGAUUGAAGUGGAGCUGCCCGAUAUUCAGCCGACACCCACGAUUCAGACAACGUACUCCAGUGCGAGUCGACGUCGCCAUUCGUUCCCGUCAGCGUUCAAUUCGCCCGAGCUCAUGCACGCCAUCGGGGAGCCUCUGUUCCCACCUACAAGCGAGGAUGUGCGUGUGCAACAACAGCACGCUCGCGAGCGCACGCCCUUUGAGUUGUGGCAAAUGGAUUCAAUCAAGAUCCCGACGCCCGCAGUUCCCUCGGCCGAGGUGCGCAGAGCGCAACGGCUGCAGCGCAUCCACCGUCGCCUGCCAUUCUUCUCGCCGACAACUACUCCUGAGGGUGAUAAUGGCGGUGCGAUAGUGACACCCAUCAAGCCCGGUGCCCUUGGCCUUUCCUCUUCAAAAAUUCUGUCGACCGCAUCCAAGAAGGCCGUCCCGCUCCGCCAAUGGAUGGCCGCAAACCAGAAGCGUUACCAAGCAUCAAGCACCAUCAGCAUGUCAACCAUCACACCGACACUAGUGUCAGGCCGCCACGCCAAAGUCGCGCUGACUCCCUUGAGCAUGCUGGAUUUGGACAGCAUUGACUUUUUCUCGAGUGGGACACGCGCGGUCUGUCCGUUCGAUACGCCAUUGCCUGGCAUGGAGGAGGUUACACUUGCGGCGGCAAUCGGCCUGCCCGAAUCGGACGACGAAGCUGACGAUUAUGACGAGCCGCCAGCAACCCCGACGAUUCAGAUGCAACGCAAGUCGAUCUGCCAGACGGGCACCAUCUCCUUCUUGAACGAGACUGGGUUCUUUUCCGACCCAGACGACCAAAGUGUGGGUCUGCCCGAUAUCUCGGUCAUUAUGGGCACUCCGCUUUUGGAUUCCAUUUCUGCUGGCAUGGCAGCUUUGGAGUGCGCGCGUGAGACCGCCAGUCGAGUGGAUGCUGCAGCUGUGUCGGCCGUAGUUCCCACUGCAGCCGCAACAGACUCUCCCACUCAAGAGUCAGUCGGUGUUUCCUCCGCUGGUAGCGAAGCUGUGGUUUUGCCGGCUAGUCUCCAGCGCAUGGAGGCGCUCGAGCUUGAACGCCUCGAGAAGAAGGCUUCGAAAGCAGCGUGUGGUCGCUGCAUUGUGAUGUGAAUCGUGAAAUUUCUUGAACGCAUUGAAGCAAAUGGCUGAUGUAUGGGCGCCGAAGUGUUGAUUGUAUUUAACAGUGUUUAUUGGUAAUCAAAUUUUGAAAAAAAAAAAAAAAAAA
Capsaspora owczarzaki ATCC 30864 is the source of this 1708-nucleotide messenger RNA. RefSeq lists its product as hypothetical. The coding region runs from base 1 to 1593 and encodes 530 amino acids. The record is from RefSeq and is a predicted model, not a curated record. The transcript has a single exon. NCBI's taxonomy places the organism in Eukaryota, Filasterea, Ministeriida, Capsasporidae.